AUGUUGGAGACAAAUAAUGGUGACACAGAGUUGAUGUCAAGUAAAAUGCUUUCAUUUGACAUUCAAACGGUAUCAAAUGAUCAGAAGAUGUCAACCAAUGUUACAGAACAAAUGGAACCUUCCGAAGAUGCUGAAAACAAUAGACAGACUUUCACAGCUCUCAGUAACAUCCGUGAUAUGAAUGAACCGGAAACUGCCUCAUUAACACAAGUACUAGAUCAGUCAGAAAUUUUUGAGCCAAAGGAUGAAGCUAUAAUGGAACGAAAAAAAAGUACUACAAGCAAUGAUAUCAAUACGGAACGAAAAGAAUCAACUGCUAUCAGUGAAAGGACUAACGUUGAUUCAUCGAAUCAUUUAAAUGGUACAGAACAGUAUCCUGUUAUUCGUGAAAACGAAAAAUCAACGAUAAAUUAUGAAACAAAUUCAUAUUACGAGAAUACAGAAGAAAGUCUGAUUCCUCAUACAGUUGAAGCGAUAGGAUUUCAACAGAUAGAUUAUAAUACGCUUUAUCAGCAAACAACAGAACAAGAACAAGAACAAAAACAAUAUGCUUAUUCUGAGCCACAGAUUCAAAAUUACGAUAACGUGCAGAAUGUAAAUUACACUUAUGGUAUCACACCUUAUCAAGAUUAUGAACAGCAGCAGCAGCAGCAGCAGCAGAAUGAAGCGCCUGUUAAUUAUGAAAAUUAUGACCAAAUGAAUUAUUUGACAACAGCGUAUCAGAGCUAUGAUCAACAAUCAAUUAUGAGUCAUGAUUACGCACAACAACCGAUAGCAAUGCAGGAUUACGACCAGCAAUUUACCGAAAUACCUGAUUACGAUACUUCACAAUACGAUCAAUCACAAGGGUGUGGCUAUAAUAGCUACAAUGCUUACACAUCAUCUUAUAUACCAACAGCAAAUGACCAAAAUUAUACGAGUCAAACUGGUUCGGAAUCCUAUUCAGGUGUUGUUAAAAAAACAAGUAACGAUUACGAUAUGCAAUACAAUCAGCAGUAUACUACAGAAAAUCCUGCUAUAUCAAUCUAUCCAAGUGAUACUUAUCGACCUCCCGUAAUACCGCAAUACAUUGCACCAUUUUCGGAAGUCGAUCCAUUUUCUUGGGAAGCACAAGAAAGUGCAGCAGUAGCAGCAGCGGCUACAGAAUCGGCACCACAAUCGGUUAACCAACAAUUAUCACAAUCACUUUCUGCAGAAACGUAUCAACAAAAAGAAAUACCAGUGGAAAGUGAUAGUGGCGUUCAAAAUGCUGAAGAAAUGAAGCGAAAAUUACCUUUACGACCCGCUCCACCGUCACCAUCCGUUGAACGCUUAAAACCACCAACACGACCUCCAAUGCCAUUUUCACCAAAUCUGAAACAUUCCACCGAAUCAUCAUUGCAUCAGCAAUCAUCGUCUAAAUUAGCAGAAUCAAGGGAAGAAGAAGAAGAUGCAUGGGCGCAGUUUAAAAAAUUAACAGAAAAAGCUACAAUAGCAGUGAAAUCAACUGAAGAAAGGCUGAAAGAAUUGGAGAAGACGACAGCUGCCAAAGAUAUUAAAGAUGAAAGUUAUCUCGCCCAAAUUGGUGGUUCUCAAGCAUAUAUACCGGAACAGGCUUAUAAGCAAGCACGAGAGCAAAGGACAACAACUGCACCGGUGAAAGAAAAAAAGAUGAUGAAACAUAGAAAGUCGAAGAAAAUCCCGGAACCGGAAUUGACGUUAGCUCAAGAAGAUGAUAUGGAUCGAGCUGCUAUGGAACUUGCCAAGAAGAUGGCUGCCACAAGGAUUGAUCUGCAGGAUUGGAAGCCACCAACAGAACAAAAGGAUUCAUCAACUCCUGUCCAUAAAUCAAAUGAAUUUUCUGAUGAAAUGUUAGCAAUGCCUUAUUGUUCAACGCUGACAGCCAAACCAACUGAUGACAAUGUGGUAAAUAUGAAUGCUUCAAAUACUCGCAAUGAAACAAGUGCCGCGACAACUUUUAACCAAGAGCCGAAUAAUUCAACUUGGACUGGUUUUGAUGAUUCAGAACCGGCUGAAUUACCACCAUCUGAAUCAGGUUUCUUCACCACAGCUUCUGCAGCUCCAGUUUCAGCUGAUAAAGCAUUUGGUGAUUCUAUGGCUGUAUGUGGUGAAGUAAAUGACAAUUUAAUUGAUCAGGAAUACGAUCCGUUCAAUGUAUGCUCAGCGGAUGAACUGGUUAAAGAAGCAAAAGCACGAGUUGCUGCAGUAAUUGCUGCAGAAGAAACUAAAGAAGAUAUUGAUUUCUUUGCUACUAAAAUAAACGAACAAAAAAGUGAUGUUAGCUCACCAACUCAGGAAGGUGGUAGUCCAGCUAGUUCACGACCUCUCGGAUUUGAUGAUGAAUUUCAAGUGGAAGAUGAUGCUAUUAGUACGCCAAGUCCAUUGUAUGAUGAAGAUGAUAGUGAGCCAUUGACCGAUUUUCCAAUUAAAUUUACCGGUGACGGUUGGGAAAUGAUGAUCCGAUAUCCUAUAAAGAAAAAAAUUAUGAGUGAUCGUUACUGGAAACCAUGUUACGUGAGAUUACGUGACAAUACGCUUUUCAUGUUCAGUUCAAAAACUGAGCAAAAACCAUUCAUGGAAAUCUUAUUACAGGCGACCUAUUCUCUUUCGGAUCCAACAUUGCAAGCAUAUGAUGUUUACGGCAAAAUUCACACAGUAAAAUUGCAAUAUGUUUCAUAUAAAGAACGGGUUGGCAUAAGACCAGGACAAAUUUCACGGCUAGUAGAAGGGCAUGUAACAAAAUAUGGUUUACCACUCGAACAUUCUGCACAAUGUACAGUACUAUUAAAGUUUGGAUCAUUAAAUGCUGCCGAAUUGUUCACAUUUGUUUCUACCAUUGAGGAUACACUCUUUCGAUGUGUAGCUGUAAGAAAUAGUACACCUCAGUAUAAGCAGGAUGAAAUUCAAAUUCAUUGCUAUGAUGAAUAUGCUGCUUAUGUGGACAAAUUCAAUAUUCUAAGCGAUCAGAAAGCUCGUGUACGAUUAUAUUGUCUUGCAUUCGUUUCCGGAUCACCCAUACUUGAAAUUGGUCUUAAUGAUCGUCGUAGACAAGGAAAGGAAAUAGUACGUCGGAAAGAUAUUUUACCAAUGUAUACCGAAAGAUGGAUACGAUUUGAAAAUCUCGAAUUUCACAAUACGGUUGAGCAAGAAGCCUUUGAAAAAGAGCAAGUGAUUCGACUUUCACCACCUGAUGGAUGCUUUUUCGAGGUGAUGAGAUUUCGAAUAAGGCCGCCAAAAAAUCGCGAGAAGCCAUUAACAGUAAAAUGUGUAAUGAAAAUUGCCGGUUCCAAGGUUGAAAUUCGAAUUGAAGCUAUGGCAGCGGCACAAACAGAAAAAACAAGAGGUGCUCUUAGUAGCAAACGUCAAGUACCCUGUGAGGAUAUUCAGAUUCGUUUUCCAGUACCGGAAGCAUGGAUUUAUUUGUUUCGUGAAGAACGACGAUGGGGUGUUGGAUCUGUGCAUGCAAAAGUGAGACGACCGGGUAAAGUUAAGAAUCUCAAAGAUCGUCUAAUGGGUACGGUUCACAAUGUUGACAAUUCACUUAUCGAAGCAGGCAUUGGUGAAGCAAAAUAUGAGCAUGUUUUUCGAUCCUUAGUUUGGCGUAUUCCACGUCUACCAGAAAAGUAUCAUGCUGCAUACAGGGAACAUUUAUUACGUUGUCGUUUUGAACUUUCAUCAUUUGAUCUGAUGCCCGAAACAUUUACGCCAACGUGUGAUGUGGAAUUUACAAUGCCGCUUGCAAUGAUCAGUAAUACAGUGGUACGAUCAGUAAGCGUUGAACAACAUGAAGAUAGCGAUCGUGUGGAAAAAUUCGUCCGAUAUGUGGCAAAGUGUACAUACAAAGUUGAAAUAGAUUAUGUUCAAUGCUCUGAUUUGGACAUGGAUGCUAUAUUUGAUCCAACUGUAGUUGAUCCGACAGCCAAUCAAGAAAAUAUACCUGAAUCGCAUAAAGCAAUGUUUAAUCCGGACGAAGUGAAAGAGUUGCAUGGAGGAUAUAGGAUCGAUUUUUCUGAUGCCGAAAUUGGUGCAAAAAAGCAUAAUGGUGGUGAAGAUUCAAGCAGUGACGACGAGGAAGAAGAAAAUCGAAGAGCAAUGCCAAUGAUUCAAAUCGAUCCGAAAGGAUACGGUUAUUGA
Molecule: messenger RNA, 4134 nt
Organism: Acanthocheilonema viteae
Lineage: Eukaryota; Metazoa; Nematoda; Chromadorea; Rhabditida; Onchocercidae
Source: the annotation of a GenBank genome assembly